CCAAAACUCACCUUUUGGCAGAUUUUUGCUCAUCUUAUCAAACCUUCAAAAAAAAAAAAGUCCACUUUUUCACAGUCUGCCAGAAUAAAGGGAUGAAGGUUGGGGAUGGACCUGUUGCCGUGGAAACGGACUCCUAUCCCAUCAUUGAGCUGAUGAGCAGAAAACAAACUGGGAGCACUGGACUGUUGUCUAAGAAAAACUUCUCUCAACGGAGCAUCUGACAAACUUUGAAUGUUUCUGGAGGGGUUUUGUGUAUCUGUGUGGAGUUAUAACUGAAUCAGAGACAUGUCUGGGACCAAACCACCCCGUCAGGAGCAUCCGGACUCUGAUCCAGAUGACACAUCAGAGGAGCUGACAGAGGUGGUGUGUCUGGAGUCAGACCUGCAGGAUGGACAGAUGAUGGAGGUUGAAGUGGGACACCACAGUGUGCUGUUGGCACGCAGCGAGGGCAAAUACAGUGCCAUUGGUAACCAAUGUACACACUAUGGAGCUCCACUUAGUAAAGGGGUUCUUUCAGGCCACACAGUGCGCUGCCCGUGGCAUGGCGCCUGUUUCAAUGUCCAUACAGGAGAUCUGGAGGAAUACCCCGGCAUGGACUGUUUACCCUGCCAUAAGGUCAAAAUUCAAAACAGCAAAGUGUACGUGUCUGUAAAUAAAAAGACCCUCAGGCAGGAGAAGAGAGUGAAGAGUAUGGGAGGUGCAGUACCAGGAGUAACUCAUACUGUUCUGCUGCUGGGAGGAGGAGCUGCGUCGUUGAUCUGUGCUGAAACUCUGCGGCAGGAGAACUUUGGCGGCAGAAUCCUCAUGGUCAGCAGAGAUGACCUUUUACCUUACGACAAAACACGACUCAGCAAGGUGAUGAAUGUGGAGAGCGACACUAUCCUGCUGAGGAGGAUGGAGUUUUACCAUAAGCACGACAUCGAGGUGUGGCUCAGAAAAGAAGCGAUGUCAGUGGACACAGACAAGAAGACAGUCACAUUUGAUGAUGGUUCAGUCCAGAGCUACGACCAGCUCCUCAUCUCAACAGGCUGCAGAGCGAAGGGUCUUGAUGUACCCGGCAUGAAGCUGGGCAACGUCAAGAUGUUGGAGACACCAGAGGACGCCCGGCAAAUCCACGCAGCCUGUCUGGGCUGCAACGUCGUCCUCGUGGGAACCUCUUUUGUCGGUAUGGAAGUUGCAUCAUAUUUGAUAGGCAAAGCCUCCAGUAUCACGGUGAUCGGCAGCAGUCAGAUGCCGUACCAGAACACACUGGGUCGUGAAAUUGGCAAAAUCACCAUGAUGAUGCUGUCAGAGAAAAAUGUGAAAUUCUUCAUGAAUGAUAACGUGACGGAGGUCAAAGGUGUGGAUGGCAAGGUGAAGGAGGUUGUGCUUAAAAGUGGAAAAGUCAUCCCAGCCGAUGUCUUGAUUGUUGGUAUUGGCAUCAGACCAAACUCAGAGUUCCUGCAGGGCAGCAAAAUACAGAUGGACUCGAAAAACUUUGUAAUAGUCGACAAGUACAUGCGCACCAACAUCCCCGAUGUGUUCUGUGGGGGCGACCUGGCCACCUUCCCCCUGAUGAUGGCCAAAAACCAGCUAGUCAACAUAGGACACUGGCAGAUGGCACAAGCACAUGGGAGGAUAGCGGCUCUAAACAUGCUGGAUAAAAAGAUUGAACUCAGCUCAGUUCCUUUCUACUGGACCGUCCUACUGAAUAAAACCAUUCGAUAUGCAGGCUAUGGGGAGGGAUACACUGAUCUUGUAAUGAAAGGAAAGGUUGAGGACAGGAAGUUCUUGGCAUUGUACAUCAAGGAUGAUGAGGUCAUAGCAGCAGCGAGCCUAAACUAUGACCCAGCAGUGUCUGCAGUAGCUGAGCGGCUCGCAAUAGGAAAAAUCAUCACGAAGAAAGAGGCUGAAUCAGAUGACCUGAGCUGGCUGCAGUUGCCCCAAUCUACACUUUCCCCCACUCUCACACUAAACACGCCAUCUGCACAAUGUUGACAUGUAGCCAGAAUCUCAUUCAUCUGUCUCCUCGUCACCACCGCUCUCACCAAGAAGAGUUUGGAGACCUGGAUUAACAAGUUUGACUCAGAAGAGACAGACCUAACAUGAACCACAGUGAAGUUUAUAUUAACAGUGUUGAAGUAUUGGGUUUAAACUGUGCGUCACACACUCAGUGUUCAGGUGAGGGGGACUCCACCAUGCAAACAACAGAUACCUCAGACGGAUGCAGCUUUCGAGACUUCUUUUAUAAUUUUAAUAUUUUUUAUUAUUUCUUUAGAGUUUUUUCAUGGUUUUAUGUCUCCAGGGGUAUUUCAGUGACAGUCCAGAGACAUCAUACUCACGAUGCCUCAGUAUGUUCUCUGCUGUUGAUCUUUAAAAGGCGGUGUACGAUACCUUUUACUUGGAUGGGGCUGCUGGAAAAACACAAGUGCCCUUAAUGCCCGCUGCAGCCAUGUGCGUGGUCCGGUCAAUGAGUUGGAGGGGGGAUUAUGAGAACAGAGGGGGAGUGCUCAGCUCUUUGAAGCAGAGAUGCUGAAAUAGGCAAUGGUAACAAUAGGCCUCCGACAAACAGCACACAAAUGCAGUGUGACAAAACCUGCACAAAAGAAGUGCUGGGUUUUUCUCUCUCCCCCCUCUGUCUCUCUGCUGGUUUAUCACUGUCUUUACUGCACAUCUCCUCAUUUACUUUUAGCUUCACUCUCUCUUCCUGUCAGUAUGGCUACAUACAGUUCACUGCAUCCAGGAUUCAACUGGUGCAGACUCUUCAAAGCUAGUGCCAGAUAAUUUAGGACUGAAGGUGCCAAUAACUUCUAUAUUGUACUAAUGUUGUAUGUAAUUUUAUUUUUUUUUUCUUCAUUUUUUAACAGUAUUUAGAUCAUGAUCAGAAUAUCAAUAUGCCUCUGGAUAUAAUACAUUGCAGGAUAAUUAAUUGAAAAAUUGUUACUAGAAAAAAAUAACCAGACAAGAAACUUUAUUCUCUUUUUCUUUUUUUUGGGUGAACAGAGCAAAUUUUUAGGCUACCUGAUGUAGUCCUGUCGCCAGAAGAUGAUGUUGGCAUUAUACAUUUCUGCAAACCAUGGACGGUGUGAAAAUUAUGCAAAGUUUAGAGAGUCAUCGCUUCAUUUUCAGCUGCGUUUUAGCCACCAAACAUCGGUGUUUUUGAGUGAUCUGUCACUGUGUUUCCACCUGGUACUGUGCAAUGAAAAGUGG
This is a messenger RNA of Epinephelus lanceolatus (giant grouper), 3189 nucleotides long. RefSeq names its product apoptosis-inducing factor 3. The record is from RefSeq and is a predicted model, not a curated record. Gene Ontology annotation, cellular component: cytoplasm. Gene Ontology annotation, molecular function: 2 iron, 2 sulfur cluster binding; oxidoreductase activity, acting on NAD(P)H. NCBI's taxonomy places the organism in Eukaryota, Metazoa, Chordata, Actinopteri, Perciformes, Serranidae.